Messenger RNA from Vespula vulgaris, 999 nucleotides. Its product is annotated as elongation of very long chain fatty acids protein F-like. Gene Ontology annotation, cellular component: membrane. Lineage: Eukaryota; Metazoa; Arthropoda; Insecta; Hymenoptera; Vespidae. Gene Ontology annotation, molecular function: fatty acid elongase activity. Bases 117 to 416 code for a protein of 99 amino acids. The transcript has 3 exons. The record is from RefSeq and is a predicted model, not a curated record.
CGUUACUUCAUUCGGUUCUUUCUUAUCUCUUCGGUCGGUAGUACAUUUUCUAUUACAAUUCUUUGAAACUACGCAGUGAGAAGUGAAUUGAGCAGUACGUUUUUUGCUCGUGUAAAAUGGAUCCACGAGUCAAAGAUUGGGUAUUAUCUAAUCCAUCGGUAGUCAUUUCUAUUCUCUUUUCAUAUCUCUAUUUCGUCCUCGUUUGUGGUCCGCGAUUUAUGAAAAAUAGACAGCCGUAUUCGUUGAAAACAUUUAUAAGAUGUUACGAUAUUUUUCAAAUGAUUGGUUUACCACGUUGUCAAUAUUUUGCGAACCUAUCGUUUAUAGUACAGAUCCUGCUGAUAUGGAGGUAUCACUUGAAAUUGAUUUCAAAUGUUACGUGGCUGCUGGUGAACGUACUUAACAAAAUUUGUUGACCUAAUAGAAACAAGAAUGUUAUUGUACUCCGAAAGAAAGAUAGUCAAAUUUCAUUUCUGCAUUUGUACUACCAUGUUUCAACCAUAUGAAUUAGUUGGAUUUUUGGAAAACAUUACGUAAUUAAAAUGGCUAGUUUUAUUUUAUAUAUUAUUUUCACAUUAGUGAAUUGUAGAGUUUACGUAUUGAUGUACACCUAUUAUUUUCUUAAUGCAUAUGCCUCAAGUGUCAAAAAGGUUAGUACAUCGGUAUAAAUUCUUACUUGAUAAUUAUUCAAAAGAUGAGUGUCAGAAUUAUAGGUUCUCAUUGGAAUGAAUUUUAAGUAGAAUACCGAGCAUAUUUAUAAUGUUUCCGAUUUUAUAAUCUAAACAAGUAUAAUUCGUAAUAUUGAUUCGUCACUCUACGCAAUCGUUAUCAUCGAACGGUGAUAUUUCCAAAAUUCCUAAUCCUCUGAUGAUUAUUAAUUUUCUUAUUAAUUUUAUAUUAUUUUAGAAUUUCUACGAGAAGAACUAUAUAAUUAAAAAAAAACGACAUAGAAUUAAUAAAGAUAUAUAACAUUUAUAUAUACGAAAUUUUACUUUCGAC